Molecule: messenger RNA, 1158 nt
Organism: Jatropha curcas
Lineage: Eukaryota; Viridiplantae; Streptophyta; Magnoliopsida; Malpighiales; Euphorbiaceae
Product: Ribosomal L18p/L5e family protein
Biological process (GO): translation
Cellular component (GO): ribosome
Molecular function (GO): 5S rRNA binding; structural constituent of ribosome
Source: RefSeq, a predicted model, not a curated record
AAGAAGGGGCGUAAUUAGAAAUUGAAAUUUAGAAGGUGAAAUAUAAUUUUCAAAAUUUGAAGGGCGAAAUAGAUAAUUUUGUAACUUUUUAGAUUAUCACUGGCAUUAUCAUAUCGCACAUAUGAAAUAACCUAACAGAUAAAGCGUGCCCCGACAAAAAGAAACAAGGCAGACGUUCAGCGGGUGUCUCUACUCACACACACUGUUCGAUAAAAGUCCUGAAAGAAAAUUUCGUUUGCCUUUCUCAGUAAGCUGUUGCAUUUGUUUUACAAGCGCGAAAUGAUUAAUCUAUGCAGGUUUGUUAUUGUAAAAUGAGCAGUUCUUCCUUUCUCCGCAAUAUGGCACCUGUAAAUGUUCCUGUCCUCCAAUUCAAGACUUGUGAUAUCUUUGGGAACUACUCAAAAGUUUUUAACUUUCUUCCAAUACAAACUACCAAUUUUCAGGUGAUGACAUUAGUGGCAAGAAGAAGGGGAAAAAUUAAAACAGAAAAUCCAAAAGCUUUAAACCUAAGAAGGCGAAAGAAGUUUAAUGGCACACCUAGAAAACCAAGGCUGUCAGUGUUCUGUUCAACUAAACAGUUAUACGCUAUGCUGGUAGAUGACCAAAACAAGAAGUGUUUAUUUUAUGGAAGUACUUUGCAGAAAUCUUUCCGUGAUAGUCAAUCUGAUAGCACUGCUGAAGCUGCUAAACGUCUUGGUGAAGAGCUUGUUAAGGCUUGUGUAAAUCUUAAUAUUAAUGAAAUAUCGUCUUACGAUCGCAAUGGUUUUCCGCGAGGUGAAAGAAUACAAGCAUUUGAGAUUGCAAUUUCUGGACAUGGGUUCUUGCCAAGAUAGUUCUGCACCUGAUUCUGCAUAAUCUGCUCUUUUGAAUACACAUAUCUCAUUUUUUCUGCAAUGCAGAAUCUAAUUAGCAUAAAAUAACUUCUGAUUAUGUUGAUAAUCUUCAUAAGGACUUGUGGGCUUCAAGUUAUAUCUGUUGUAAGAACCUUUUUUUUCUUUGGCUUCAUCAAGUUCUUGUGCUACUUCAAGGCUAACAGAAAUUGAAAAGGAAACUUGUAUAGUAGCAGCACUGUUGUCUAAAUAUUUGACUUGUUGAUUUGAUUGGCCCCUCUUGGAUGGUAGUAAAAAUUUUGUUAUGACCUUUCGGAGUUAACAGUUA